CUCUCUAGCACUUCUUAAGCUUUCUUUUUGAAUUUUAACCCUUUUUUGUAGCAUUUUCCUACACCCAAAGCUCCCACUCAUCUCUUAUGCUUCAGGUGGCGAUUAUCUGGGUUCACACGAACUCCUCUGAUGACAGAUGAAUGGAGAGUGGAAUGAAAAAGACUAAAGUACAAUACAAGAUUUUGUGUUGAAAAAAAAAUGACAAAGAUGACAAAGAUGGACCUGCAGGCAAUCCUUUGUCACCUGCUGUUUUUAUGUUUUGAGCCAUCUACAGCUGCAAGCCUCAUUACAGCAGAUAUAUUUGAAGCCAGAGGCCAACGUGUGUGCAAGGCAGGAAAAGGGAAACCGUGCUAUAAGCUGGCCUACUUCUCCGAGCUCCGCCGUAAGCUGAACUUCGUGGAGGCAGAACUUGCCUGCACACGAGAUGGGGGCCACCUUCUGAGCGUGGAGUCUGAGUCUGAGCAGAAGAUCAUAGAGCAGCUCAUCACAGAGCUCCGCCCAGCUGAUGGCGACUUCUGGAUAGGUCUCCGCCGUAACCAUGGAGGCGAGGACACCACCUUGAACUGCUCUUCCCAGUAUUACUGGCUGGAUGGUAGCAAGUCGAAAUUUAGGAAAUGGCACUUGGAUGAGCCGUCAUGUGGUUAUGAGGUGUGCGUUGUAAUGUAUCACCAACCGUCCGCUUCUCGUAAUCCAGAAGAGCUCUACAUGUUCCAGUGGAACGACGACAAUUGUGAAACCAAGAACAACUUCAUCUGCAAAUACACUGCAGAGGAGCCGCCGGACCCUUCUUCUUCUCCCAACUCCACUCAGACAGAUAUCGCCCCCUCGCCUGUGCUGCCGUGGAAUCCAAAUGAUCGCAAUCACAACAGAACAGCUCUGAAUUUGGUUUACAUUAUCAUUCCCACCAUUCCCCUCAUACUGCUGCUGCUGACGGUGAUGGGCGUCUGCUGUUUCAAGAUGAUUGUCCGACGAAAGAAGAAAGAGCAGAAAUCAGAAGUUUGCCAAACAGACCCAGGACUGUGUCCCAGCUCAAGCUCUGCUGAUGUCUACAACGUCAUUCGUUCCCAGAAAGAUGACGACCUUGUGUCAGCUCGCCCCCACACCAAAAACACCUCCUUUUUAUGCUCCUCCCCUGACACACCAACUGGUGACUAUGAUAAUCUAGGGGUUCGGGACACAGAGAGCGGCUUUGUGACACUUGCAAGCACAGAGAGCUGUUUCCUAAAUUUUGACCUCAACGAUCUCAGCCUUGGGCGACGUGGCACCCGUGACUUCUGCGGCACCAGCUUGGGGCGCUCAGGGAAGAAGGACCUGAAUGACAGUAGUCUGAGUCGCACCGGCCACAGAGAGUUUUAUGACAGGAGUCUGGGUCGUCGUACAACGAAGAGCGAGCAUUUCAGUAGCAGCCUAUACAGGGACCACAGACUGUAUGAUGACAGCAUGACAGCAGGGAGUGACCUCUAUGAUCCCAAACUGAGGCUUGGAGGUCACACGGGAAAGGCCGACCUGUAUCAGACAUACAUCACCAAUGGAAAGGAAGACAUUUACCAGACCAGCCUUGGAACCUACGCAAUCCGAAAAUCCUACAAUGCAAAUGUGGACUGCUACAGAAAUGGCCUGAAUCUUGACGGUGGAAGGAGAUACUUCAAUGAGCAUGAAUGGAUCAACAGGGAAAACUACUGAUCCCCUCAACAUCUCCUUUAUUACGUGUACAGCAGUGUAUGUGUGAACCAGAAUGAGAGAGUGGCUAAAGACUGUGCAUGGUUUGAAAUGUUUCUAAGCUACUAUUUAAAUCAGGUUAAAAAAAAUACAUAAUUUAUAGUUUAUUGCUGGCCCAACAAUUCAGCCUGUAGCCUGUUGGUAGACUAGGUCUGUGUAGGAAUGUGGGAAUUGAACACAAGUUUGUUGAUGAAUGCAAAUAAGAUAUAGUUAUUCAUGCAGACAGUCUGAUGUGCCCCAGUUUUGUGAUAUCUUUGCAAGUUCUCAGCCUCUUCCUCUACAAGGACGCUUACUGAAAGGAAGUGAAUCAUUCAAAUGAUUCACAUCAGUACACUGAAUCAGUCAGACCUACUGUAAUGAAUUUCUUCUGAAGACAAGGUCAGCAGGACUAAUUACAUCAAAGCAACAAUAACAAAAGAAGGGGUGGGGGGUUGAAUCUUUCAGUGGCAUCUUCACAAUUUUACGCAUCAAAUUCUGUUUACAGUCGACCCUGAAGGAGCUGCGUAAAUUGCCUUAAGUGAUGUCUGUUGAAUCUGUGCCAUUUGAAGCUUAAGACUACCAAAGAUGGAAUGAAGAAAAUCUGAAGGUGUGGAGUUAGAAGAAAUUAUAAUGCAUGGAGUAACAAAGAUAAUGUCUCAGGUUAAGUUGCAUCAACUUUCACCGUUUUUAAAUAUGUUCCAAUGUGGCAGUAUAACGAGCUCAAUGCAAAACCACUGGAGUACUCUUAACGCAAGGCUCCUCAACAUGACAGCGACUCCAGAUUCAGUCAUUUCCCUGGACCUCACUGAAGCAUCCCCAAAUAUUUCUGAAGCAUAUUCUUUUGGAUAAAUUUCCAGAAAUGCACGCAUAGGAAUUUUUUAAAGACCCAUAAUACAGUUUAAGUUACAGAAAUGACCCAGUAAAGAAGCACCUACUGCAAGUUAAACUCACCUUUUCUUCUACAUAUUGCAUCUUUGUAGAUCUGUAAAUGUAGGUCUGUUUACAGUUGCCCCUGACUGAGGACUUGGGAGCAUCUUUGUCUAUAAAAGCAUGUGUUUUUGUGCGUGUGUGUAACAGCCUGUUUUGCAUGGCCGUGUCAUGCUGCUCUUGCUUGUUAAGACAACUGAGGUCUCGGACCGUUGGGUUUGCUGUGCUUAUAAACUGUUUUAAUUACACCCACGUGCACCCGAUACAGAUUAAAACACAAUAAGCCAUUGCUGCUUGAGGGAGUACUGGGUGUUUGUAUUCAUCGUAUAUGUGGUCUUAUAUUGCCUUCAAUUGUGACAAGCCCUUACCUUGAUACACUAAUUCCACUAUUUAUUAAAGGCAUUCUGGAGACUGUGCCUGCUUCAGUGCCUGCAGCCUGACCACACAUUAUGGCAUGAUAUUACAGUGAAAUAUAAAAUGCAGCAUCAUUUUAACUAUUAAUUCAGAAUGUAAAAUGCCUUGAUAUCUCUCCUGUAUGUGAGAGUAGUUUGUAUGUUUGUUACACAAGGAAUAUUCCAAUAAAAGUAGAU
Archocentrus centrarchus (flier cichlid) is the source of this 3215-nucleotide messenger RNA. It is a transcript of the gene layna, whose product is annotated as layilin a. Lineage: Eukaryota; Metazoa; Chordata; Actinopteri; Cichliformes; Cichlidae. The coding region runs from base 199 to 1683 and encodes 494 amino acids. Gene Ontology annotation, cellular component: cytoplasm. The record is from RefSeq and is a predicted model, not a curated record. Gene Ontology annotation, biological process: positive regulation of axonogenesis. The transcript is spliced from 8 exons.